This is a messenger RNA of Megalobrama amblycephala (Wuchang bream), 2066 nucleotides long. RefSeq names its product coiled-coil domain containing 117 (gene ccdc117). The record is from RefSeq and is a predicted model, not a curated record. The transcript is spliced from 6 exons. The coding region runs from base 240 to 1097 and encodes 285 amino acids. Lineage: Eukaryota; Metazoa; Chordata; Actinopteri; Cypriniformes; Xenocyprididae.
CUACAAAACCAAUGGACUACAAGUUCCAUGCACUCUGGCAUACACACUCUUCCAGAAAAGCGUCGUAAAAAUAGGCGUUUGCAACUUCUCAUGUAAACUGUCUUUAGACAUUUUUCCACAUUUCAAACAAAAUUGGCUUCCCGCUUUUGUGAGCGUGUGAAAGAUUCUUCUAUCCACACUGCUUGACUGCGGUUGUCAUUUAAUUCUGAUGUCUUCAGCUUGUUCUCACCUGGAGGCUGAUGCAGAGCACCAGUUCAGGAAGCAGAGAGCUGGAGUUCAUCAUGUUUUCCCCCCAUGCACAGUUCGGUAAACCUGAUUCGGUCACAAUUAGCAGACCAACCAGAGGCUUGCAUCAUCUGACUGGUGGAUCUAUGCCAAAUACAAGCUGGGAAAGAAGAUGCAUGAGGAAACAGAGGAGAAGGACAGAUGAUGAAAGCUGCAGCCCCAAACGGCGAAAACUGAUGGGAGAAGGAGGAGCAGAUGAGUAUUCAAGUCCUAAAGCGAGCCACAGAUGGUCUGCGAACUCUACCACCUGUUCUUCUUCAUCUGAGACCAGCCCGGUUCAGCUGCAGACUGGACCCAGGACAGAUGAGAUGGGUCUGUCCUUCAAUGCUGCUCCGUCUCCACUACCCAGAGUACCCACAGAAGGCUCAGGCAUGGAGGUAGAGGCCGCUCAAAGGAGACUGCAGGAGAUAGAAGAGAGGAUAAUUUUGGAGGAUGAUAGCGAUGAAGAGCUGGAUGUAGAACCGGCUCAGCGCAGGCCAGUGCUGGUGAUGUCCGACAGCUUAAGGGAGGGGCUGCAGCGUGGGAUUGAUGACAUUCUACCCCAUAUGGUAGCACAGUCAGUGGGCCGCUCUUGUAUGGAACUGGUGGUGUGGCGCCCCCCAGAGGACCCUCUCACCCAGAGGCUGAAGGACUCUUUACAAAGACAGCAGCGCAAGCAGCUGGCAGUGCACAGACAGACUCCCACCCCAGUACCAUCUAUCAGCAGCCCCCCAUCCCAGCCCCAGGUCACAACAACCAAUGAGCAGACUUUCAGCCCCCUGUUCAGCAGCCCUGCACUCCUCAACUCUGGAGAGGAAGACAUGGAGUUAUAGAGGAAAAUCCAUGAGUACUUUAUCUGACCCUGUGUGUAAAAUAAGCUUUGAACUUCAUCAGUGCAAAUGAGGAAUUACCAUAAGGGGCAGAGAGAGCAAGCACUUCACAAUGCUCUCAUGAAAUUUGUUUUGUGCCAUAUAUUUUUUUGUUUGUUUAUUUCAACCUGCACUUUUUGUUGUUGUUGGUGGGACCAUAUUUGCACUAGAUGAAAUGAGAAGUAUCCUAUGUGAAUGUGGUCAGUGAUUUUUUUUUUAUUUUAUUUUUUUUUUGCUGCAGUACAGUUGCAAAUGAAUAUUCACUCUGUUUGCUGUCAAUAGCUCUGUGCCAUGCACAUUUAGACUCAUUACUGGUUAACAAUGCAAGAAUAUUUUAAUUUUGUCUUUAUGCAGUUAGUAUUAUUGCAGUGUACUAGUAGUCUGUGUACAGAUUCAAAUCUGCCACAUUACAUGUAAUAUUUUCUUUUUAGCAGGCAUGCAACUGGUCAAAACUUGAGACUCCUUUUAAUUUGUUCUUCAUGGUGUCCAUAUUAUUUUGUUCUAGAUGCUGUUGUUAUGGAAAGUAAUGAUUGAUGCAUUUCAUGUAGGGAAUUCUAGUUUGAGUGAGGAAGGAUCAUCAUGUGAUCUUGAAGAGACAGCAGCCGGUUUAACCUUCUAUACAGACAGAAAGGGAUGCAGGGGUAUACAUAUUUAAAUCAAUCAUAUUACCUGGCUCAGUUUAUCUAGGUAAAGAACAAAUAGCACUUAUAUUAUCACUCAUUUUGGCUGUAAUUCAACAACAACAGUGAAAUAAGCUGGAAAUCAAUUUUGCAGUUGGUUUAACCAUUGGCCUAAAUUGUUGUUUAAAUGUUUCAUUUUACCUUUUUGAGAUUUAUACAUUUUGGCAGAUGUCAAAAUAUACAAUUUGUAAAUAUUGACCGUAUCACACUGACAAAGGCAAACUUGUUUUUCAAUAAAAUCAGUUUGACACGA